UGACGCUCUCUCUCUCUCUGGCUGAGCCGUAUGAGAAGAGAACAUAACAAAACAAAGAAAGGCAAUGGAUGUACAAGAUACCCCUAAAACAUCCUCAAAGAUCGGUACAUCAUUCAGUCUGAUCAAUAUACAAUCCAAAGCAAACACCUCAGCUCGGGAUGAAAAUUUAACCGAGCUGAGGAUCAUAGAUUAUUUUAAGCAGAGAUCACGGCCGGCGUUUCAAAGCUCAGUAAGUGUAUAUGCUGCGCAGUGUGACAAUUGCCGCAAAUGGAGGGUGGUUAGCUCACAAGAAGAGUUUGAAGAAAUCAGAAGCAAACUCAAUGAGGAACCAUUUACUUGCAGCAGAAAACCCCAAGUUACUUGUGAUGACCUUGCUGAUAUAGAGUAUGAUGCCACAAGAACCUGGGUCAUUGACAAGCCUAACCUUCCAAAAACACCAACUGGAUUCAAGAGAAGUUUAGUGCUUAGAAGAGACUACUCCAAAAUUGAUGUUUACUACAUCACUCCUUUGGGGAAGAAAGUGAGAACUCGAAACGAAGUAGCGGCCUUUCUCAAGGCGAACCCUGAUUAUGAAGGUACUGUUUCUCCUGAAGAAUUUUCCUUUACAGUACCAAAGAUAAUGGAAGACACAAUUCCUGAUGAUAUUGUCCCUAAGAAGAGCUCAGCGAGUGCUAGUACCAAAAAGAAGCUUAAGACAAUGCAAACCGAAGAUCAAGAGUGAGUUCUCCUUAUUCUGAAUCCAAGUUUAGGUGAAAUGAACUUAAUUUGGUGCAAGAUUUUUAUAGGGGUCUGAAUGGGCGGCGUUUUAAGGGCUGGUUGCCAUGUUGUGAUUUUCUUUAAUUCUUUUCUUUUCUGUUUAGAAUAAGAAACUAGGCAUAGAACAGAUUCUGUAGAAUGAAAGAACCAAAAUAUACCAAAAUAUACAGUCCAGCUUUUUCAUCCAUAACAUGUUACUUAGUACUACUCUUUAUUUGCCUUUUGCCGGUUUGAAUCCGUCAACUUACAUAUAGGGGAGUGCCAAAACUGAGUAUAUUUUAACUUGAUGUGUUUUUGUUUUUAUUUUUAAUUAAUAAUUCAUGGUGCUUCUGUA
Molecule: messenger RNA, 1090 nt
Organism: Humulus lupulus (European hop)
Lineage: Eukaryota; Viridiplantae; Streptophyta; Magnoliopsida; Rosales; Cannabaceae
Product: methyl-CpG-binding domain-containing protein 4-like
Exons: 3
Coding region: 65-721 (218 amino acids)
Molecular function (GO): zinc ion binding; DNA binding
Source: RefSeq, a predicted model, not a curated record